AUGUGGAAAGAAAGAUUGCCAGAAAUUUGUCGGCCCUACGAUCAGAAGGACAUCUUCAACCUUGAUGAAAGUGGUCUUUUAUACCGGGCUCUCCUAGACGUCCGUGGUACGGAUUGUCAGGGUGGCAAACGAUCAGAGGAACGCUUGACCGCCAUGCUUUGCGUGAACAUGAAAGGCGAAUUCGAAAAGCCUUUGAUCAUCGGAAGGUGUGAAAAGCCCCACUGCUUCAAAUGGAUCAACACAAAGGUACUACCCAUCAUAUGGAAAAGCAACAAACGAGCGUGGAUGACAGCGGCGCUGUUCAAAGAAUGGUUGGAGAAAUUCAACGAAAAGAUGAGACGUCAGAAACGGAACGUCAUUCUGUUUUUGGAUAACGCCACAUGCUACCCCCCUUUGGAACUUAGCUACGUCAAACUGGUGUUCUUCCCGCCGAACACUUCUCACCUGCAGCCGAUGAAUCAGGAGAUCAUCAAAACAAUGAAAACGCAUUAUCGUCAAAUGCUACUGCGUAAAGUCAUCAAGGACGUCGAAAACGGUGGACAGAAAACGAACGUGUCCGUUCUUGAUGCGUGCCUAUGA
This is a messenger RNA of Penaeus monodon (black tiger shrimp), 579 nucleotides long. RefSeq names its product tigger transposable element-derived protein 4-like. The record is from RefSeq and is a predicted model, not a curated record. The transcript has a single exon. Gene Ontology annotation, molecular function: DNA binding. Gene Ontology annotation, cellular component: nucleus. Lineage: Eukaryota; Metazoa; Arthropoda; Malacostraca; Decapoda; Penaeidae. Bases 1 to 579 code for a protein of 192 amino acids.